UACAAUGGACGAUACCGAGUCGCAUGCCGAGUGCCACUUCAACUGUGAAUGUGACAAUAGUUCAUUGUCUGACCCCAAGUAUGCUCAACUCAAGGGAAUUUUAUCAGAUGAGUAUGAGUACCGCCUGUGCUCUUUCUCAGAGUGUCCUACCAGUGGAGGGUUUACGGCAACUAUUCGCCUGCCAUUGCGAAGUAAAGAUGAAGCAAAAAGCUGGAAGAAAGAGUUCCAGGAGUGCUCAAAGAGUACUUUCCGAGUAUCCAAGACCUAUCCGCAUGUUGGAGAGAAGGUCAUAUUUAAAGAAGACCUAAGAUGUCAACAUAAAACAAGAACUGAAUGCAGUCGCCUAUCUUCCAAAAAUACAAAGUGCAGCGCCACUAUGACAAUCAGUGUAAAGCGCAUAGAGAAAGGGAGAUGCAGAUCAAAAGAUGCACACCUCCAAAUAUUUCCAAUGAUUGUCAACAUGAAUUUCAUCCAUAACCACCUACUGAACUCUGCUGAUGCUCUUCGACACCGUGACGUCUCUGAAGAAGUGACAAAGAAGUUUUUAACAAUGUUUGAAGCAGGCCAUUCGCCAUCUUCUGCCUUAGAACUUCACAAGUAUGACAUGCAGAUAGAUCAUCAAGAUGACUUUAUUUUUGCAAGUGCUGAUCGUGCCAAGAUUCCAGACCUCCAAUGGUGCUACAGGCUAUAUCACACCAUUGCGAAAAAGGCGUAUGGGAACAGUGAUCUCAACAUGAUGAAGGACCUUGAGAAGCUAGUGGAACGUCUAAAUUCAGAAGGAGAAACAAUCAUCAAAAUGAGCACAAGUGACAACCAGCUUAUCGUUGCUAUUUGCACCCCCCUCAUGAAAAGGGUUCAUCAAAUGGUUGAACAGAGUGGUGAGAUGACAUUUGUGGAUUCAUCAGGAAACAUGGACCGUCACAACUUGCGUUUGUUUCUGCUUAUGACACAUAGCUGUUGUGGUGGGUUGCCUCUUGGCUGUCUCAUCACAAGCACAGAAACAGAAAGCACAAUCAAAAGCGCUCUGGAAUUGUUGAAGUCCAUCAUCCUGAAUGAGGCAUUCUAUGGCAGAGGGGUUGAAGGCUCCAUCAUUUUCAUGACGGAUGAUUGCGAAGCUGAGAGAAAGGCGUUAAAGAGCGCCUUUCCAAAAUCCACCCCCAUUCUUUGUGUCUUCCAUGUUUUGCAGGCAGCAUGGCGUUGGCUAUGGGACAGUAAAAACCAAAUUGCAAUGAAACACAGGCAACAGCUGUUCCACCUAGUCAAGGACAUGAUGUAUGCAGAUGAUAAGGCUUCCCUAGUGGAAAGGUAUGAGGCCACCAGAAAUGACACAACAGCAACUUCAUAUCCGUCAUUCAUGACCUACGUCAGUAAGUUGUAUGAUCGAAGACACUUGUGGGCAGUAUGCUUUAGAGAUGACAUGCCCAUUCGUGGGAAUAACACUAACAAUUUUUGUGAAGCUGCAAUGAGGGUUCUAAAGGAAAAGAUACUUCUGAGGAUGAAGGCAUACAAUGCUCUCCAGUUGGUUGAAUUUGUCGUCACCCGAUUGGAGUCUUUCUAUGAAAGACGACUUGUUGAUGUGGCUAACAACCGCCUAGAUUAUGUCAGACAUUCAAAGUACUUUCCUGUUGACAACAAAGUCAGCCUUAGUGACAUUAAACAACUGUCAUCAAAUGUGUACACUGUACCGAGUGAGACUAAAAAGGACACCAUCUACACUGUAAAUACAGAAGUGGGCCUGUGUACUUGUCACAUCGGAAAAAAUGGCGGUCCAUGCAAACACCAAGUUGCAGUUUCGAAAAAGUUCCAAGUGGCAUCAUUGAACAUCAUUCCAGUCACAUCAGCUGAAAGCCGUCAGUUGCUUUACAAAGUUGCUACUGGAAAAGAUGUUAGUCCAGAGUGGUUUACAUCCCUGUGGGAUGACACCAGGAUUGUACCCAGGAGAGAACAGGUUGAGUUUUGUGAGAAUGAUUGCAGUAACGCAGACACUCUAGUAAGCAUGUCUUUGGCAGGCAGCUCUCAUGAGAAGUCCCAUGGUACAGAAUCAUCUACUUCCACUUCGCCUACACGUCUUCAGCUCCAGAAGGACAGCCUAGCUCUCCAGAAUACAGUCCAUAAACAAUUUGACGCAAGGCAGAUAACUAGAAGCAGCAGCAGCAGCAGCAGCAGCAGCAGCGCAUCGGCAACAACCGUUGAGCAAACAACAAGUCCUGAGGAACGAGACGGAAUUAGGGAGGAUUUAAUUGCCUUCGCUUCCAAGCUUGCCACUAAGGUAGAACAUGACCCUGAUACAUUCAAGCCAGCUGUCAAAACGUUCAUAAAGAGUGCAUCGAAACUUCAAACUGACUCGGCACUUAUUUCAGCGUUGAACACUUUUGGAAAGUACUCUGGUCUUUCACAUGUCAUAAACAACAACAAGAAAAAAAUGAGAAUAGCUGGAAUGAAGCAGAUUGGUGUACAGCCAACAGCUAUCGCAAGAAGGAAAAGAGCUUCACUUGGGGGUCGCAAGUGUCUUUCCAGCGGGAGGCUAACAAAGCUUUCUGGUGUGAGUGAGCAUGGCUAUACUAAGCAACCAGAAAAAAGGAAGGCAACACUUGACAUCAGAGGUGGAAUACUCCCACCAAAAAAGAAACCAGCUGCCCCACACAAUAUCUCUGUAUGUGUAAGCAGAAAUCAAAGCCUAGGUAAAACACACAGCAAACAGUAGUGUAACCCUUUAAGGACUGUAGGACUUGGAGGCACCUCGAAAAAGGGAAUUGUGGCCAACUUACUGAACCCCUCUGUCAAUAUUGCUACUCAUUAGAAAGCUUCUCUCAAGGGCAUACAUGUUAAGAUACUGCAAAUAAAUAUAUUUUAGCUAAUAUA
Lineus longissimus is the source of this 2862-nucleotide messenger RNA. RefSeq lists its product as uncharacterized. The coding region runs from base 5 to 2704 and encodes 899 amino acids. The transcript is spliced from 5 exons. Lineage: Eukaryota; Metazoa; Nemertea; Pilidiophora; Heteronemertea; Lineidae. Gene Ontology annotation, molecular function: zinc ion binding. The record is from RefSeq and is a predicted model, not a curated record.